Cavenderia fasciculata is the source of this 1557-nucleotide messenger RNA. RefSeq names its product neugrin domain-containing protein. NCBI's taxonomy places the organism in Eukaryota, Evosea, Eumycetozoa, Acytosteliales, Cavenderiaceae. Bases 1 to 1557 code for a protein of 518 amino acids. The record is from RefSeq and is a predicted model, not a curated record. The transcript has a single exon.
AUGUUAACAUUGGCAGCACGAAAACAUAACCAAUACAAGGUGUUGUCAUCACUGUUCCUCAGCACUACUGGUUCAUCAUCAUCAUCAUAUAUCUCGAGAGUUGGUAGUACUGGUGGUCUAUGCUCAUUCUCGACAAAGAGAAAGGAUGAUUCACAUGGAUCGGUCAAUGACAUAACUUAUACGGUUCAAUUGACACAAGACACUUCAACACGUGAUUUGGUAAUGUCACUCAAGAAUCAAUUAAAGAAUCCAAAAAAGAAGACAAAGAACAACAAUAACAACACUGAAAAGAAGAAAACAAAUACCAAACAAACGCAACAAGUAGAAGAAGAAGAAGAAGACGAUAUCUUUUACGAAGAUGAAAAUGAUGACCAAACCUACUUUAUUGAUGAAGAUGGAGAAGAAUAUAUUGUUGAUUUUGAUGAACAAUCUGAUCAACCAAUACAACCAAUUCAACAACAACAACAACCAAAACAAACUCAACAACAACAACAACAAUUAAAAUCAAAGAAAUCAUCAUUGAUAUUAUCAGAAUUUGAAAAGGAAUAUCAAAUGUAUGGAAUGGAAGGAAUGGAAGAUCACAAAUUUAAUGAUCAAGAUGCCGAUGUUGCAGAUAUGCAACUUUCAUUGGAUGAAUUCAAUAUUGAUCAGGAUAACGAUCAACUAUUUAGAAUUGGUGAAAAGAAUGACUUUGAAUUGGUUAGUGACAAGGAUUUGGUUGAAAAUAAAAUAAGAUUAGAAUUGGAUGGAUUGGAAGAUGAAAUCGAACAGGAAGAGGAAAUUGAUCCACUUGAAGAAGCAAAGAGAAAAAGAAAGAAUUUAGUUAAUAUUAUUAGAGAAAAGUAUGGUAACGAUGCAGACAAGAUUAUCAGUAAAAUAGACAACAAGGAAAAAUAUGGAAAUUGGGAUCCAAAGAGAAAACUAUCAAGAGAUGACAUGAAUCAAGUCAAACAACUACACAAGCAAGACCCAGAUAUUCACACAAUCGACGAAUUAAGCAAACAAUUCAAGGUAUCGGCAAGUUCAAUCUAUAGAAUCAUCAGAAGUAAAUGGGAACCAACCGAGGAAAGAUUAACAAAACAAGAACAAAACAAACACAAACAUGGAAUUGUUGUUAAUCCACAAAAGGAUGAAAAGUAUUCAAAAAAAUGGGAAAUGAAGAAAAAUAAUAAUCAAAAUAAUAAUAAUCAAAAUAAUAAUUAUAAUAACAAACCUAAUCAUUAUAAUAAUAAUAAUAAGAAUAAUAAUAAGAAUAAUAAUAAUAAUUUCAACAAAACCAACAAUAGUUAUAAUAAUAAUAAUAAGUCAGGAUAUUCUGUGAAAAAAGAUAAUAAUGGAGGUCAAUUUAAACCAAAACCAAAUCUAUUGGAAAAUCAAAGACCAGAAUUGGUCGUCGCCAAUCAUGUUCCCUUUCCAACAAAAUCAACCAAACAAUUAAAAAUGGUCGAUCCAACAAAAUCACUCAAAUCAAACAAAAUCAGCAAGUUUGUUAGCAACGAAGAAAUUACUCGUCGAACCAACAGAAUAAAAGAUUUAGAAAGAUCCAUUUCUGAAUAA